ACUCUCUCAGGGCUUUGGGUCCGCGGUUGUUGAUCCAGCUCGGCCCCUUGGAGGGUGAUUUUCUGUGGGGCAGUGAGACCAAAGAAAACCUUAAUCAGAAAGGAUGGAGUUGGGAAAAGGACAGCUUCUCAGGACCGGGCUGAAUGCAUUGCAUCAAGCAGUACACCCAGUUCACGGCCUUGCCUGGACUGAUGGGAAUCAGGUAGUCUUGACUGAUUUACAGCUUCACAGUGGAGAGGCCAAGUUUGGGGACUCAAAGGUCAUUGGACAGUUUGAACAUGUGUAUGGCGUGUCCUGGGCCCCACCUGGUACAGCUGACACGCCUGCUCUGCUCGCUGUCCAGCACAAGAAGCAUGUCAUUGUGUGGCAGCUGUGUCCCAGCACUACGGAGACAAGCAAAUGGCUGAUGUCUCAGACCUGUGAGGUUAGAGAAUCACACCCUGUCCUUCCCCAGGGCUGUGUGUGGCACCCAACAAGUGCUGUGCUGACCGUGCUGACUGCACAGGACAUCUCCGUUUUCCAUAAUGUUCACUGUGACAGUUCCCAGGUAAAAGCAGACCUCAGCACCCAAGGCCUCAUUCACUGUGCGUGUUGGACCCAGGAUGGCCAGAGGCUGGUGGUGGCAGUAGGCAGCAGCCUGCUUUCUUAUAUUUGGGACAGUGCUCAGAAGACUCUUCACAGGUGCUCCUUCCACCCACUGUGUGAUGUGGACAGCUAUGUGCGCUCCAUUGGAGCCACUGUGGACUCACAGGUUGCUAUAGCCACUGAACUUCCAUUAGACAAGAUUUGUGGCUUAAAUGCCUCUGAAACCUUUUACGAUGUGCUGCCUAGUGGUGAAGACACUUGUGUGUAUACUUUACCACUUAAUAAUGAAGUGCCCUCUGUGGAUAAGGAGGCAUUCACUUCUGAAACAAAUUCUGAAACAUCAGUUUCUGCAUUUUCUUCCUCUUCAGAUCCUCUGGAUCUAACUCAUAUACGUUUCAAUAGAUCUAAGUCUGAGGGUAGUUCUCUUAUUUGUCUAAGAAAAAAGGACUACUUGACAGGAACUGGCCUGGAUUCUUCACAUUUGGUCCUGGUGAGCUUUGGGAAAGAUGUUACCCAGACCAGAAAAGUCACUAUUCCAGGCAUUCUGGUUCCUGAUCUAAUAGCAUUUAAUCUUAAGGCACAGGUAGUGGCAGUGGCUUCCAAUACUUGUAAUAUAAUUUUUAUCUAUUCUGUCGUUCCAUCAUUUAUGCCGAACAUCCAGCAAAUUCAGUUAGAGAGUAGUGAAAGACCAAAAGGCAUAUGUUUCCUGACAGACAAAUUAUUAUUAAUUUUGGUAGGAAAACAGAAAUCCACUGACUCGGCGUUUCUUCCUUCUUCAGCGUCUGCUGAGUAUAGCAUUCGUUUGCUUGUUAGAGAAGUAAUGGUGGAAGAAGAGUUCCCAACAGCAUUGAGUGACGACCAGAGUGGCUGCUCUGCUUUCAGUGCUCUGUUAAAUAAAGCAGGUACAAAAAAGCUAAUUGAAAGUCUUUCCCCAGAUUUUGGUCACCAAAACAGAGGGCUCUUGUUAACAGCUAAUGGCAGUAGUCAAAGUGGAAGGCCUGGAACAACCCUUAUUAAAGAAAUCAAAAGUCCCCCAUCCAGGAUCUGUGAUGGCUCCAUAGCCCUAGAAACUCUAGGGGCUGAGCCUAUUAACUGGUCAGUAACACCACCCAGACCCAGCAGCACACCAGACCACACCAGCACCCCAGAACCUCCUAAUUUGCCUCCAGGAAAGAACUUACAAGAGGAAAAGGAAAUUUAUCAGCUCUUGAAGGAACUGGAAAUUUUAUCUAGGAACCUGACUGAAGUGCAGCGAUGUCUUUCUGAACUCACAGACUUUCUACGUAAUGGAAAGAAAUCCUCUCCAGUGUAUCCACUCUCUCAGGAUCUGCCUUAUGUUCACAUCGUUUACCAGAAAUUUUAUUAUGUAGGUCCUGUUGUUGAAAAAAGAGCUGUGCUCCUCUGCAAUGGCAAACUAAGGCUCAGCACGGUUCAGCAGACUUUUGGCCUCUCUCUUAUUGAAAUGCUGCAUGCCAUCAUGAUAGAAGAUCUGUUCCAGGAAGGAGCCACCAUGUCAAAUUCUCUAGGCAGUUAGUGGGGGAGGUCAAAUGUCCCUCAGAGAAAACAAUCAAGGUAAAGAGAUAUAUCUUAGGAUGGCCAAAUCUUGAUCUCCCACACAUGCAACAUAUAUAUAAAGUACAGGAAGGCUUAAUAAUAAAAUGAACUACCUACCACCUAAUUUAAGAACCAAAACAUUACUUUUGAAACCAUUCAAGCUCCCUGUGUGUCCCUCCUGGAUCCUUCUCCACAGAGGUAACUCUACCCCACGUAACUACUCCGUUGAUUGUUAUAAUUAUCAUUUCUUCAUUCCUUUUCUUUCUUUUUAUUUUUUUUUUAUUUACUUUUGUAUGUGUGAGGAAGAUCAGCCCUGAGCUAACAUCCAUGCCCAUCCUCCUCUUUUUGCUGAGGAAGCCUGGUCCUGGGCUAACAUCCGUGCCCAUCUUCCUCUACUUUAUAUAGGACACCACCACAGCAUGGCCUGACAAGCGGUGCGUUGGUGCGCGCCUGGGAUCCGAACCCAGGCCGGCAGCAGGGGAGCGCACGCACUUAACCGCUACGCCAUGGGGCUGGCCCCUUCUUUCUUUUUAAAAAGGAGUUUCACCACAACCACAUAUAUACAUUGGCCUCAACAAUAUAAUGUUUAUUUUCCCUUGUUUUUGAGCUUUACACAACGGUAUUAUAUUGUAUAUAGUCUUCUACAACUUGCUUUUUUUCACUCAAUAUUGUUUCUAAGAUUCAUACUUCUAUGUGUAUGUUCUAUUACUUUUGCUGUUUUGAGUUAUCAGAAUUUACCUGUUUUCCUGCCGUGCACAUUUGGAUUGUUCCUCCUAUAAUUUUUGCAAUUAUAAACAAUACUGCUCUGAAUGUUCUUGUUAAAUGUCUCCUGGUGCAGGUGUCUUUUACCUAGGUAUGGAAUUGCUGGAGCACAGGGUGUGAGUAAAUUCAAAUUAUUUUCCGAGGUGGUUAUAUCUGUCUUCACUCCCAACAGCAAGGUAUCAGAGCUCCUAUAGUUCUACAUGCUCAAGGCUGCUUAAUCUAUGACACUUUAGUAGUUUUAAAUGGCUUCUCAUUGUGAUCCUAAUUUUUACUUUCAGACCUCCAGUGAACUUGAGCAUCUUUCAUGUGUUUAUUGGCCAUUCCAGUUUUCUCUUUUGCAAAAUGCCUGUUCAUGUCUUUUGCCCAAUUUCUACUGCGUUGUCUUUUUCUUGUCGAGUUGUAGGGACUCUUUAUAUAUUCUAGAUGUCGCUAAUAUAUGUGGCUAAUAUCUUCACCCAGUUUGUGACUUGACUGUUCCCUUUCUUUAUGGUAUGUUUUGUUGAACAGACAUUGUUAAUUUUAAUGAAGUCAUAUUUAUCAAUCUUUCCUUUUAUGAAAGUUUUGUCUUUCACAUUUGUUUCUUUUUUUCUCUCCCCACAGCCCCAGUACAUAGUUGUAUAUCAUAGUUGUAGAGUUGUAGCUCUUCUAUGUGGGAUGCUGCCUCAGUGUGGCCUGAUGAGCGGUGAGUAGGUCUGUGCCCAGGAUCCAAACCGGCGAACCCCUGGCUGCCGAAGCGGGAACGCGCGAACUUAACCACUACGCCACCAGGCCGGCCCCUCACGUUUGUUUCUUUAAUCAGCGUUCUGUUGGGUACUUGAGGAGGACAUUCUGUACAUCUCCUGAGUUUUCUCUCUGUCUAGCUCACUCCUCUCCAAUAUUCUGUCCUACAAACUCUGGCUACUUCGGUCUCCCCAAACUCAUCUUCUCAACUCAGGGAGUCCUCUGGGCUCCAAAUGGUUCUCUUCACUGUCAUCUGGAAACUCGCAAGGCAAUACAUAAGCUGGAGCAGUCAGAAGAUUAAUCUCAUUUGUUUCUGAUUUCUCAGAGAUUACUCCUUCGUUGCCUGAUGCCCAGUGUCUUGAAAACGGUUGUUUCAUAUAUUCUGUCCAGUUUUUUUGUUGUUUUAGCCAGGAGGCUAGAUCUAGUCUCUACUACUCCAUCAUGGCCAGAAGCAGCAGUCUUUCCACAUCUUGUUGAUUUAUUCCUAGGUACUUUAUAUUUUUUGUUGCUACUCUUAAUAGCUUUUAAAAAUUAUAUUAUAUAACUGUUGCUGGCAUGCAAAAAUGCAAUUUGUUUUUGUUAAUUUUAUAUCCAACUACCUUGCUGUGCUCUUACUAAGUCUAAUAAUUUAUCUGUAGAUUCUUUUGGGUUUUCUAUAUAGGCAAUCAUAUCAUUUACAAAAUGACAAUUUGGUUUCUUCCUUUCUAAAUCUUAUACUAUUAUCUUAUUGCACUGGCUAGAUCCCCUGAUGAAGUGUUGAAUAGAAGCAGUGAUAUUGGGUAUCCUUGCUUUAUUCCUGAUUUUAAAGGGACUAUUUCAUCAUUAAGAAUGAUGUUUGCGGGGCCGGCCCAGUGGCGUAGCGGUUAAUUGCGCACACUUUGCUGUGCAGCCCGGGGUUUGGAUCCUGGGCGCGCACCAAAGCACCGCUUGUCAAGCCAUGCUGUGGCGGUGUCCCAUAUAAAGUGGAGGAAGAUGGGCAGGGAUGUUAGCCCAGGACCAGUCUUCCUCAGCAAAAAGGAGGAUUGGCGACAGAUGUUAGCUCAGGGCUGAUC
Molecule: messenger RNA, 4673 nt
Organism: Diceros bicornis minor
Lineage: Eukaryota; Metazoa; Chordata; Mammalia; Perissodactyla; Rhinocerotidae
Gene: WDCP
Product: WD repeat and coiled coil containing
Exons: 4
Coding region: 104-2119 (671 amino acids)
Molecular function (GO): kinase binding
Source: RefSeq, a predicted model, not a curated record